UAAGCUAACAAUAGUAGCCCUUCGCUUCGAUAAACACUCCUCCAGAAUCUCGAGGAGCGAUAUUGACUUUUUACAAUUUAACGUUUGACAUUACAUCAAUUGUCUGAAUACUAGGAAUCUUUUUUCUUGAAGGAUAUGUAUAGAUUCAACAUAUCUGCACCGGGAACGGUAUUCUUACACGGAGAUACCGUGUUGGGAUACAAUGGACCUUGCAUAGCAGCUGCCUUAGACAUACGUACCAAGCUCCAAUUCUCUUCGCUACCACCAAGAGUAGUACCGAACGAAAUUAUCAGAAUAGAGUUUCAGAAUCUGGAAUUACAUUUGGACAUACCUUUAGAGGCAUUUUUCGAACACUUUUAUGAUCAAAAUAUCAUUCGUAAAUUUUCAUGUUACGAAUUAAGAAAUGUGAUAGAAAUGUUUAUUGAAUCACUAAACAUUAAUAAUAGUACUUACGAUCCCAAGAAUGAGGAACACAAGCUAUUUUUACAAGCGUUUUUAUAUCUGCUCAUUCGUACAGCUUACGAAGAAGAAAUGGAAAUAACAGCUUCUAUUAUUGUGAAGCUGUGGACGGAUUUGCCGACCAUAAAGGAUCUGGGAACUAGAACAUCCUUCAUAGUGUGCCUCGCGGCGUGCUUUUGGCGUUGGUCGCUUCUGCAAAAAGGCGUUGUCCGUUACAAAUUUGAUAGCGAAGAUCAUACGGAAAUCAAGCUAUAUGCUUGGAAUUGCGAGGAGAUGAUAUACAACUCCCAGAGUACGAUCAAUAAUUUUGUAUCCGUGUAUGGCACAAUAACGGUGUUUGAAGAUGAAAACACUGCGUUCACGUUGGAUGGAAUGCGACCUAUGAAAAUCCUGAUGAUCGACUCAAACAUUAAUCAGAAAAUGGAAAUGAAUCAAACAGAAGAGAUGAAGAACUUAUGUCCAUGUGUAGAUUCAAUUAUGAGUAGUAUCGCUGCUUUAUCGAGUAUAUCUGCCGAAGCGAUCAAUGAGAUUUUCGAAAAAUCAUUAAUUAUAUCUAAAAAUGAGACCAAUUGGUUUCGUCUGUUACCGCUGGAUAGCUACAAAACAGUAUCGGCUUUCAUCAAUGUAAAUCAAGGUUUACUGAAGGGACUAGGCAUGUCGAAUGGAAAUAUAGAUAUUAUUUGUACAAUUGUGCGAAAGUAUUCACUCGGAUGUAAAAUCACGGGUAAUGGUAGAUAUGUGUUCAUUCUUCUAUUACCAAACAGCACGGACAUGGUCAUCACUAAGCUAAAAAGUGAACUCACAUAUCACAAUUUUCGCGUCGUGGAAACCACUAUGUCUUGUGACGGAAUUAGGGUUGAAUAACUUGAAAUUACUCACUAUGAGGAUUGUGAACUUUGUCUGAUAUUACAAUAUAAAUUAAUUAUUAUAUUCAA
Molecule: messenger RNA, 1394 nt
Organism: Pogonomyrmex barbatus (red harvester ant)
Lineage: Eukaryota; Metazoa; Arthropoda; Insecta; Hymenoptera; Formicidae
Product: mevalonate kinase-like
Source: RefSeq, a predicted model, not a curated record